CACAGUUUCAAUGUCUUAUAUAAAAACACAGUUCAGCAGGAUAGUUUUUGGUGAUGUGUUCUACGACAACCAUCAUGGCCAGGCUAAUACUAAUAGCAGGUUUCUGUCUGUCUUUUAUCAGUUUGGUGUCAUCCUCCAGAUUGGUGUGUUAUUUCACAAACUGGUCUCAGUACAGAACAGGCAACGGGAAGUUUCUACCAUCAAAUAUUGAUCCAAACCUAUGCACCCACCUGAUCUAUGCUUUUGCUGGUAUUAAUGAUCAGAAUGAGCUGGCCACUAUAGACGUGAAUGAUGAUGCUCUCUAUACCUCCUUCAAUGGACUCAAACAGAGAAAUCCUAAUCUUAAAACACUGCUAUCAGUUGGAGGAUGGAAUUUUGGAUCACAAAAAUUCACUACAAUGGUGUCAACACAAGCAAACAGAAAUGUAUUUAUCCAGUCCUCUAUCAAAUUUUUGAGAAAACACUGGUUUGAUGGACUGGAUUUGUCAUGGAACUAUCCAGCAGCAAGAGGAAGUCCUUCGGAGGACAAGCAGAGAUUCACAAAAUUAUGCAAGGAGAUCCUUGAGGCUUAUGUUGCUGAGGGAGCUUCAAGUGAACAGGCCAGGCUGUUGAUCUCUGCAGCCGUUUCAGCCGGAAAAGGAUUCAUUGAUGCUGGUUAUGAAAUCUCAGAGUUGGCGAAGUACCUGGAUUUUGUCAACGUGAUGACCUAUGAUUUCCACGGCACCUGGGAAACUGUCACGGGACAUUACAGCCCUUUAUUCAAGGGAUCUCGGGACACAGGGGACAAUGUCUAUUAUAACACUGACUUUGCCAUGAGGUACUGGAGGGACAAAGGGACUCCUGCAGAAAAGCUGAACAUGGGUUUUGGUACAUACGGACGAACAUUUCGACUUUCUACUCAGUCCAGUCAGCUUGGAGCCCCAGCCACUGGUCCUGCUAGUGCUGGUAUUUUUACAGGGGAGGCUGGCUUCUGGUCCUAUUAUGAGAUUUGUACAUUUCUUAAAGGAGCCAGCGUUCAUUUAAUCGAGGAUCAGAAAGUUCCAUUUGCCACCAAACAAAACGAGUGGGUUGGCUAUGACGAUAAAGACAGUUAUCAUACUAAGGUUCGUUACCUGAAAGACAAUCGUUUCGGUGGAGCCUUCGUCUGGACUUUGGAUCUUGAUGACUUUGCUGGACAGUUCUGCGGACAAGGAAACUAUCCCCUCAUCAACCAUCUCCGAUCGCUUUUGGCUUCAGAUCUUCCCCCUCUUCCUACUGCAGAAAGCCCUCAGGUCCAAGUAACUUCCACUACAAAAACAGAUCAAACACAAAACAAUCCCGAUCCCAAACCAGCAACCUCUGACGCCAACUUCUGUGCCACAAAGGUUGGAGGAGUUUACGCCAAACCUGAUGCCCCGGGAUCUUUUUACAACUGUGCCAAUGGCAUCACUUGGGUCCAAAACUGCCCCAAUAAUUUAGUCUUUCAGGACAGCUGCAAGUGUUGCAAUUGGCCAUGAAGAGGGAAAAGUUUACAGCUAAAAUCGAAAGGACUCGGCCGCAAAUAAUAAGAUGGUGCCUGGAAUCGGAGGUUUGCCUCAUAUCAUUUGGGAAAAAAAAUGUAUGUUACCUGGUGACCCUAACACUUUUCCAGUUUUAAACAUUAAUAAAAGUUUUUGCAACUCUGAACACGUUCAUUAAAGUCAGUUUUGAAAGAACAA
Messenger RNA from Oryzias melastigma (Indian medaka), 1697 nucleotides. RefSeq names its product chitotriosidase-1. Gene Ontology annotation, cellular component: extracellular region. The record is from RefSeq and is a predicted model, not a curated record. The transcript is spliced from 11 exons. Gene Ontology annotation, biological process: chitin catabolic process; carbohydrate metabolic process. The coding region runs from base 54 to 1496 and encodes 480 amino acids. Lineage: Eukaryota; Metazoa; Chordata; Actinopteri; Beloniformes; Adrianichthyidae. Gene Ontology annotation, molecular function: chitinase activity; chitin binding.